This is a messenger RNA of Rana temporaria (common frog), 1575 nucleotides long. Its product is annotated as extensin-like. Bases 1 to 1575 code for a protein of 524 amino acids. The record is from RefSeq and is a predicted model, not a curated record. The transcript has a single exon. Lineage: Eukaryota; Metazoa; Chordata; Amphibia; Anura; Ranidae.
AUGAGAAAAUGCAAUGCAACAAAACAAUCUGUCAAGAAGAUUUUUCAAGCACAAUAUAAAUUGCAGAUUUACUAUGCUGUGAAGGCAUCCUCACCUCAGACCCUCAUCCCUCAACCCUCCAGGACCCACGUCCCUCAACCCUCCAGGACCCACGUCCCUCAACCUUCCAGGUCCCACAAUCCUCCAGGUCCCACGUCCCUCAACCCUCCAGGUCCCACGUCCCUCAACCCUCCAGGUCCCACGUCCCUCAACCCUCCAGGUCCCACGUCCCUCAACCCUCCAGGUCCCACGUCCCUCAACCCUCCAGGUCACACGUCCCUCAACCCUCCAGGUCACACGUCCCUCAACCCUCCAGGUCACACGUCCCUCAACCCUCCAGGUCACACGUCCCUCAACCCUCCAGGUCACACGUCCCUCAACCCUCCAGGUCCCACGUCCCUCAACCCUCCAGGUCCCACGUCCCUCAACCCUCCAGGUCCCACGUCCCUCAACCCUCCAGGUCCCACGUCCCUCAACCCUCCAGGUCCCACGUCCCUCAACCCUCCAGGUCCCACGUCCCUCAACCCUCCAGGUCCCACGUCCCUCAACCCUCCAGGUCCCACGUCCCUCAACCCUCCAGGUCCCACGUCCCCCAACCCUCCAGGUCCCACGUCCCCCAACCCUCCAGGUCCCACGUCCCCCAACCCUCCAGGACCCUCAACCCUCCAGGACCCACAACCCUCCAGAUCCCACGUCCCUCCAGAUCCCUCGUCUCUCCAGAUCCCUCGUCUCUCCAGAUCCCUCGUCUCUCCAGAUCCCUCGUCUCUCCAGAUCCCUCGUCUCUCCAGAUCCCUCGUCUCUCCAGAUCCCUCGUCUCUCCAGAUCCCUCGUCUCUCCAGAUCCCUCGUCUCUCCAGAUCCCUCGUCCCUCCAGAUCCCUCGUCCCUCCAGAUCCCUCGUCCCUCAACCCUCCAGAUCCCUCGUCCCUCCAGAUCCCUCAACCCUCCAGAUCCCUCGUCCCUCAACCCUCCAGAUCCCACGUCCCUCCAGAACCCUCAACCCUCCAGAUCCCUCGUCGCUCAACCCUCCAGAUCCCUCGUCGCUCAAUCCUCCAGAUCCCUCGUCGCUCAACCCUCCAGAUCCCUCGUCGCUCAACCCUCCAGAUCCCUCGUCGCUCAACCCUCCAGAUCCCUCGUCGCUCAACCCUCCAGAUCCCUCGUCGCUCAACCCUCCAGAUCCCUCGUCGCUCAACCCUCCAGAUCCCUCGUCGCUCAACCCUCCAGAUCCCUCGUCGCUCAACCCUCCAGAUCCCUCGUCGCUCAACCCUCCAGAUCCCUCGUCGCUCAACCCUCCAGAUCCCUCGUCGCUCAACCCUCCAGAUCCCUCGUCGCUCAACCCUCCAGAUCCCUCGUCGCUCAACCCUCCAGAUCCCUCGUCGCUCAACCCUCCAGAUCCCUCGUCGCUCAACCCUCCAGAUCCCUCUUCACUCAACCCUCCAGAUCCCUCUUCACUCAACCCUCCAGAUCCCUCACCCUUCACUCCCCAAUCACUUACCCUUUCCCCUCAGAUCCCCAUCACUGACCCCCCAAAUCAAUAA